Molecule: messenger RNA, 1733 nt
Organism: Prinia subflava (tawny-flanked prinia)
Lineage: Eukaryota; Metazoa; Chordata; Aves; Passeriformes; Cisticolidae
Product: cytochrome P450 4F3-like
Exons: 12
Coding region: 1-1473 (490 amino acids)
Molecular function (GO): monooxygenase activity; heme binding; iron ion binding
Source: RefSeq, a predicted model, not a curated record
AUGGCCCCUGCAGGGGGGACAGUGAGGACGGGGUGGCAGCACCUGCAAGGGGACCGCAGGAACAGGGGCCAGAGCACGGAGCAAGGCCUCCAGCAGGUGGACGCCUUGGUGGCCCAGUACCGUCAUGGCUGCCUUUGGUGGGGGCUUCCCUGGCUGCCCGUCCUGCUCCUCUUCCACCCCAGCACCCUCCAGCCACUCCUCAGUGCCUCAGCUUUCGUGGUCCCCAAGGACAAAAUUUUCUACGGCUUCCUCAAGGCCUGGCUGGGGGAGGGGCUGCUGCUGAGCGGCGGGCAGCACUGGGCGCGGCACCGGCGGCUCCUGACGCCCGCCUUCCACGGGGACGUGCUCCGGAAUUACCUGGGAAUCUUCAACCAGAGCACCCGCGUGCUGCUCGCCAAGUGGGAGGCAGCAGCAGCAGCAGCUGGCGGGGGGCCGGUGGAGUUGGAGGUGCUGCAGCCCCUGAGCCUCCUCACCCUGGACACGCUCCAGAAGUGCAUCUUGAGCCACGAGAGCCACUGCCAGGAGCGACCCAGCGAGUACCUCCAGGCCAUCCUGGAGCUGAGCUCGUUGGUGGUCCGGCACCAGCUCUGGCCACUCCUCCACCCGUGGUGGCUCUACAGCCUCUCCUCUGACAGCCGGUGCUUCGCCACUGCCUGCACCACCGUCCAAGCCUUCACCGCCAACGUGGUGCAGCGCCAGCGCCACGCACUCGCCUCCCUGGGCCACCAGGCCUGGCUGGAUGGCCACCAGGGACACAGCAUGGACUUCAUCAACCUCCUGCUGCUCACCAAAGAUGAGAACGGCCACACCCUGUCAGAUGAGGACAUAGCAGCUGAGGCUGACACCUUCAUGUUUGAGGGCCACGACACCACGGCCAGUGGCCUGGCAUGGCUCUUCUACAACCUGGCCAGCCACCCUGAGCACCAGGAGAGGUGCCGCCAGGAGGUCCAGCAGCUCCUGGCUGGCAAGGACACUGCAGACAUUGAAUGGGAGGACCUGUCCCAGCUGCCCUUCACCACCAUGUGCAUCAGGGAGAGCCUUCGGCUGCACCCUCCUGUCACUGCUGUGUCCCGGCGCUGCACCGAGGACAUCCCCCUGCGUGAUGGCCGUGUCAUCCCCAAGGGGGUCAUCUGCCUGAUGAGCAUCUAUGGGACCCACCACAACCCAGACCUCUGGCCCAAGCCCAAGGUGUUCAACCCCCUGAGGUUCAGCCCAGAGAACAGCAAGGGACGGUCCCCAUCAUCCUUCAUCCUCUUCUCUGCUGAGCCCAGGAACUGGGGCCGUGGUGGCAGGAACUGCAUCAGGCAGAGCUUUACCAUGGCUGAGAUGAAGGUGGUAGUGGCACUGACCCUGGCCCGGUUUGUGCUGCGGAGGGAUGCAGCGAGGCCACCCCCGCGCCGCAAGCCCGAGCUGAUCCUGCGUGCCGAGGACGGGAUCUGGCUGCUGCUGGAGCCACUGGUGGGACUGGCCUGAGGGACACGGGCCACCACGACAUGGGGACACUCUGCAAGGUGUCUGGAGGAAGAGCAGGGAAUUAACGGUAGCAUGAAGGGGACAGUAUCGUGGUGGUGGUGGGGAUGUGUUGUCCUUGGUCAUGGCAAACCUCAUGGCAUGGACAUGGACACCCACGGACUUGUCCCCUAGGCCACUUGACACCAUCCAUGGCCACGUCCCUCAUGUCCUCAUGCAUGGUCAUACAUGCCCAUGUCACCUUCUGUGUCUGUGACCCCCCC